This is a messenger RNA of Dendronephthya gigantea, 2385 nucleotides long. Its product is annotated as Bardet-Biedl syndrome 2 protein homolog. Gene Ontology annotation, molecular function: protein binding. NCBI's taxonomy places the organism in Eukaryota, Metazoa, Cnidaria, Anthozoa, Malacalcyonacea, Nephtheidae. The coding region runs from base 1 to 2166 and encodes 721 amino acids. The transcript has 18 exons. Gene Ontology annotation, cellular component: motile cilium; BBSome; ciliary basal body. Gene Ontology annotation, biological process: non-motile cilium assembly. The record is from RefSeq and is a predicted model, not a curated record.
AUGGCAAUCUUGUUCCUAUACUUCCUAUUCACUUUAAAACUUGACCAAAAAAUCUAUUCUCGUCGGAUAACGAUUGGAAAAUACGAUGGACAGAGGCCAUGUCUUACAGCAGCCACAACUGCAGGAAAGGUAUUUGUGCACAACCCUCACAGUAAAGCUACUGAAGGAGGCCGUGUUACGACAGUCAAUUCAGACAUUAGUCUACUGAAUAUUAACCAACAAAUCUCUGCGGUAUGUGCUGGUCAACUGGGUGGAUACGAGAAUGAUAUUCUGGUCGUCGGCACUCCUACCAAUCUUUUGGCUUAUAAUGUUCAAAAUAAUUCGGAUGUUUUUUAUAAAGAUGUUCCUGAUGGUGUGAAUGUUUUGACAAUUGGUGAGCUAGGCAACACUGGCACGCCACUGGCAAUAGCUGGUGGAAAUUGUUCUUUGCAAGGUUUUGAUUUUGAGGGAAAUGAUCUUUUCUGGACAGUUACUGGUGAUAAUGUUAGUUCGUUGGCACUUUGUGACUAUACUGGGGAUGGUCAAAAUGAGCUAUUGGUUGGCUCGGAGGAUUUUGAUAUCCGCGUUUUCAAAGAGGAUGAGAUGAUUAAUGAAAUGACUGAAACAGAGGCAAUCAUAUCUCUUUGUACGCUUUAUGGAGGAAGAUUUGGAUACGCCUUGGCUAACGGAACAGUCGGAGUUUAUGAAAAAAACAACCGUCUCUGGCGUAUUAAGUCUAAGAAUCAAGCGGUCGCCUUGUGCAGUUAUGAUUUAAAUGGUGAUGGUAUCCCUGAACUUAUAACUGGAUGGAGCAACGGAAAGAUUGAUGCACGCAACGAAAAAACGGGCGAAGUUAUUUUCAAAGACAACCUGCCAACCUCUUUGGCUGGCAUUGUGAAAGGGGAUUACAGACUGGAUGGGAAAGAGGAGCUUAUCUGUUGUUCUGUUGAUGGCGAAGUGCGUGGCUACCUUCCAUCAGCUCCUCAAGCGAAAGGUAAUCUCAUGGGCGUAGAUCUUGCACAAGAAACGUUGAGAGAUUUGAAUCAAAAGAGACAAAAUUUGAUGCUGGAACUUAAGAACUAUGAGGAAAACCUAAAGGUCGGGCAAUCAAUGCAAUCAAGUGGCGGUGUAGACGUCGACCAAUCAAAACUGGGGAUUAUUCCCGCCAAUACUCAACUCCAAACCUCUCUUCACGUGAACCCGGGCUCAGAGCACGUGCAGCCCUCCGUAGAGUUAGCUAUAGCCACGAGUAACGAGAUGAUCAUACGAGCGGUUAUGUUGUUUGCUGAGGGAAUCUUUGAUGGGGAGUGUCACGUAGCUCAUCCACUACAAACGAACCUCAGUAAUAGCUUACAGAUUUCUAUCGUACCACCGAGAGACUAUCCCGUAGACUUACAUAUCAAAGCUUUUGUGGGAACAAAGACAAGUUCACAGUUUCACGUGUUUGAAAUCACCCGGCAACUUCCAAGAUUCGCGUUAUACACAUUACAUCCAGGAGAGGUUCUGGAGCCUUCGUCCAGUGUGGAGUUUCACAUCAACGAGCGAGUUAACAGGGUUGUUUUAUGGAUUAAUCAGAAUUUCCUUCUUUUGGAGGAAAUUGAGGCUGUUGAUGGUCGACUGAACGUUGCUUUUCAAUCUCUGCGAACUCACACCCCCCUGGUCAUUAGAAUGCAACAGAAUGGAGCAGUUAUCAUCAAGACCGACGAUAUGGAUCUUGCGGGUGAAGUUAUUCAAGCUAUGACAUCAUUUCUUAAGAUUGAGGAGUUACAGACAACUGCGGACUUUCCAAUUCAGAUGGAAGAACUCAGCAACAUUUUAGUCAAGGUCGAUGAACUACAUUCGGCAGGACAGAAAUUGACGGCGGAGAUGGCGGAUCAUUCUAAUCUUAUUCGUAGCCUCGUUGUCAGAGCCGAAGAUGCAAGACUCAUGGGUGACAUGAAAAAUAUGAGACGAGGCUACAUGGAACUCUAUGACCUGAAUCGUGAUCUUGUGAAUGGAUAUAAAAUUCGUUGCAACAACCACACUGAGUUAUUGAGUUGUCUAAAAAUGGUCAACCAAGUCAUACAACGAGCAGGGAAUCUGAGGGUUGGCAAGCACAAGGCAAACGUGAUUUCCUCAUGUCGUCAGGCAAUCAAGUCUAGCAAUAUGUCGUCUCUGUUUAAAAUCAUAAAGGCCGGAGCCCAGUAAACUGUGCUUAUUUUCAUUGAAGACUGAAGAUCCCGCGUACCUCGAUAAAGGAUGCAGUUACCAUGUUAACAAACUGUACAAUUUCUUCAAAGACCAAAGUGUCGGUGUACAUAUAGCUAUACAAGACUUUAUGAUAUACGAAUUUCUUUUUCUUAUCUUGUCAUGAUGGUCCUUCAAAGCUUAACAUCAGACGAAUACGAGAAUUAUCAUGCACCAUUA